AUGCCCGCGCCGAACAAGUUCACCUACAGCGUCGCGGCAUCCUUCAUUGGCAAGGACCGACCAUUCGACCCUUCGCAACACGUCUUCCACUUCAAUCCAUAUCACCGCCAGACUCUCCCGUCGUCGAAGCCUACCACACGGCCCGAUUCCGGUCAUGACGCAUUCUUCGUCAGUCAUGUCAAUGACACAGGUUCCACAGCUUUCGGCUUGGCCGAUGGUGUUGGAGGCUGGGUUGACUCUGGGGUCGAUCCGGCGGACUUUUCGCAUGGGUUCUGCAAUUACAUGGCGGAGGCAGCGCGGGGGUACACACCACAAGAAGGUCGAAGGCUCUCGGCACGGCAAUUGAUGCAGCAAGGGUAUGACGCCGUGUGCCGCGACAGGAGCUUAAAGGCCGGAGGCAGUACAGCCUGCGUUGCCAUUGCAGAUCCAAGCGGAACAAUCGACAUUGCGAACUUGGGCGACUCAGGAUUCCUGCACUUGCGACUGAACGCGGUCCAUACAGUGUCCGAGCCACAGACGCAUGCGUUUAACACGCCAUUUCAGCUCAGCCUGGUACCCCCAGCGAUGGCUGCGCGUAUGGCGAACUAUGGGGGCCAGCAGCUAUGCGAUCUGCCGCGCGAUGCCGAUGUCUCGAAACAUGACCUUCGACACGGCGACGUGAUCAUCCUAGCGACGGAUGGUGUCCUGGACAAUCUGUUCAACCAAGAUAUCCUGCGCGUGGCUAGUCGCGUCAUGACAUCCACGGGCGCUUGGCAGGCAUCUGAGAAGAGCGGGAUGCGUAUCCCAGAUACAUUGAAGCGCUACACGGACGCGGUUCAGGAUGAGAACGGCAAGCCAGUCACUCUACAAAGCAUGCUCGCCACAGCCCUCGUUGGCGCAGCGAAGCGAGCCAGCAUAAACACCAGAGUUGACGGUCCGUUUGCCAAGGAGGUCCGCAAAUACUAUCCCCAGGAGAACUGGAGAGGCGGCAAAGUCGACGAUAUUUGCGUCGUUGUGGCUGUGGUGUCCGAGGAGGGCAACCCCAAGGCCAAGUUGUAA
Molecule: messenger RNA, 1038 nt
Organism: Emericellopsis cladophorae
Lineage: Eukaryota; Fungi; Ascomycota; Sordariomycetes; Hypocreales; Bionectriaceae
Product: Protein phosphatase-like protein
Exons: 1
Coding region: 1-1038 (345 amino acids)
Source: RefSeq, a predicted model, not a curated record